AGUUAUCGUAGCCAGAGAAGACUGGACCGAAUUUGCCCGGAAAGAGUGGCUCACCACAAGGUUGCCAACUAAUAUCAUAUUUUAGAGAUCCAUGAGUGAAAACCACUCGUUAUUAAAAGGCGCAUAGCUGCUUGAUGCAUCACCAUCAACAUGUUAGGGCAUUAUCCAAACGUGGAAAAAUCGCAGCUUGUUAACUACGUGGAGGAUUAUUUGGAAUGUGUUGAAUCGCUGCCUUUGGAUAUACAGAGGAAUGUUUCGUUGUUACGAGAGAUCGACACGAAGUAUCAAGAGGUCCUCAAGGAGGUGGAUGAGAUCUAUGAAAAGUACAAAAAGGAGACUGACAGUGGGCAGCGCAAGCGGCUGCAAAUUCAGUUGCAGCGAGCUCUCAUCAGCAGCCAGGAGCUUGGAGAUGAGAAAAUCCAUGUGGUCACACAGAUGAUGGAGGUGGUGGAGAACCGCUCACGUCAGAUUGAGGCUCACUCACCUUGCUUCUUAGAGCCAGGAGAGACAGAACGUCCUCCAGAGAAGGUGAGGCAUGAUCCUGCAAGCACCUCCGCAAAUGUUAUGCCCGAGCGCUCGUCGGCAAGGCGACCCAGACGUCAGCGCAAUAGUGAGAGCCGUGACACUUGUCACGGUGCCAACGGUGCCCUGGAGGACCUGAGCGAGGAGCCUCCGCAGCAGCCCCGUGAGAAAAAGUCCAAGUCAGCCAAGAAGAAGAAGCGCUCCAAGGCCAAGCAAGAGCGAGAAGCAUCACCAGUGGAGUUCUCUAUUGAUCCAAACGAGCCCACCUACUGCCUCUGUGAACAGGUGUCAUAUGGGGAGAUGAUUGGCUGUGACAAUGAGCAAUGUCCAAUUGAGUGGUUCCACUUUUCCUGUGUUGGACUCACCUACAAACCCAAGGGUAAAUGGUAUUGCCCCAAAUGCAGGGGCGACAGUGAAAAGACUAUGGAAAAAAGUGCAGAUAGGGCCAAGAAGGAUAGGCGGUCCAGGUAGUGCCUUACAGAAAAUGUGCUAUGGGAAUAUUGGAGAUUAAGUGAGAAUACGCCUGUAUGGGGAUUGGCAAUUUUUGUGUUAAACUUAUGUUAAAAGGUUUUCCUCGUGCACUUAGCCCGAAAGGUUUCCAAAUAGGUGCUGUUGUUGCAAAGAAUUUGGAUGGAUUGUAAAAAUGACCAACAGUUUUCAUUAGGCUAACCCUUGAAAUACAGAUGUUUAAGAUACUGCCACUCAUGAAGACAAUGAGGAGUUAUUUUCAAAAAAAAAAAAAAUUAUAAUAAUUUCUUUCUAUUAUUGUUGGUUUCAGUAUGCCUCAAGAGUUUAUAUUUUGGAGGUCACCCAGUCCAGGGUAAUAAGUGUUGUUAAAAAAAGAGGCACUUGAUGAAAAUGCACUGGGUUUGAUGAGCAUUAUGUCCACACCUUUGUUUUGCAUUUCUUGUUCUUUCAUUCCACAUUUUAAAAAAUGUAAAUUAAAACACACCUCCGAAAUGUCUUCCAGUGAGAGAAAAAAAAUAAUUUUCUUUGUUACAAUCUUGGAAUGAUGUUUUUGUUAAAAGAUUUUUUUUCUUUUUUUUUUCUUUUUUUUUUCUUCUAUUUAAAUAAAUCAGUGUUGUUAUGUCUUUAAAAACUUGUUGUGAUUAUAGAGCAGUAUCACAUGGGUCUUAUACAAUACAAACCUUUUCAGAUGUACAGUAUAUCAAAUAGGGGAGAGUGAACUGCGCCACUUUUUACUUAAGAUAUCCUCAAAAUUAGAUUAAACUAAUACACCUAAAUGUGUCAAAAUGUCUGCUAUGAACUAAAAUAAGAAUCUAUAUCAUAGGUCCAUAGAAAUGUGACUUAAAAAUUGGAGGAUGUACAUUUCAAAUAAAAAUAUGAACAUA
Messenger RNA from Myxocyprinus asiaticus (Chinese sucker), 1874 nucleotides. RefSeq names its product inhibitor of growth family, member 2 (gene ing2). Bases 151 to 993 code for a protein of 280 amino acids. Lineage: Eukaryota; Metazoa; Chordata; Actinopteri; Cypriniformes; Catostomidae. The transcript has 2 exons. Gene Ontology annotation, cellular component: nucleus. The record is from RefSeq and is a predicted model, not a curated record. Gene Ontology annotation, biological process: positive regulation of DNA-templated transcription.